GCGUUCACCCAGGCGCGAAGGCGACACGAUGAGCUCCAAAGAAAACAAGGUUAAGAAGGUGAGCCAGGACAAAAAACAAGCAAGAACGAGGGAAGACGGGAAGAAGCGAACAAAGUCAUCCAAACGUACAAAGUCAAAAGAUUCGUCAGUCUCGAAAGCAGCCAAGUCGGGCAAAAAGAAGGAGCGCGCGGCAAAGAAACGCGGUGACAAAUCGCGCGAAGGCACAGGGGAACCCUCCGAAGGUAAGCCAGCCUCGAAGAAAUCCAAACCGCGCCAGGAAAAGGCAGAUUCGAAAAUCGAUGCCCACAGCAGCUCGAGAAAGUCCAAGUCCUCCAGGUCUCGCAGAAAAGGUGGGAAAGGCUCGAGCGGCAAACGAAAAAGCGUCUUUCGCAAGAUAUACAGCAAGCUGAGGGGCUCCAAGGGCAAGCGAAAGAAAUCGAAGCGAAAGACGAGCUCGAAAAGUGACAAGGCGUCCGAGUCGUCUAAACUGGCCACGACAGCCACCUCGACGCAACCUGGUGGGACAACAGAUGUGGAGCACCGUCAUCCUGAAGAGCUCGCGUCGUCGAGCAGAGCGCCCGAUGGGAAGCACGAAGACGGCGUGCCAGGGGAUCCCACGCGGAAAGCAACCGAGCAGCGUAUUCCAGAUCAGAAAGCACCAGAGACGAAGAUUCCAGCGGAAAAGAUGCCGGGGGAGAAGAGUACUGAAGCAGUGGAGUUUAGCGGGCCUGCUUCUGCUCAGGCGGCGAAGGCGAGCUCGAAGGACGCUGGGGUUGUUAACGCACCUGAGCCUACGGGCAAGCUUCAACACCAGAAAGCUUCCGACACUGAGAAAGAGCCUAUUGAAAAAGUUGGUCAAAAAGCUCCCGCUUCAGCACCUGUUGCACAGCAAGUCGAAGAGCUUGCGACUUCAAAUGGGCCGUUACCGGUGCAGAAAAACAGAACAGCGAUGUCAACGCCAGUGAAGACGGCAGCGUUGGAGGCUGUCCAGAGUGACAACCGCGCCCCCAGCGCCGUGGAGGCUGACCCUAUUGGUGGACGACAGGCGCCGACGUCCAAGCCCCGCGAGGCGGUCAUCCAGCCGGAGCGGUUGCCCAUCAAGGACGACGGCUGGCCGGACGCCGCAAGCAGCACGGCCUUCACUUGCCCAGAGACGCACACGGAGCACACAGGAGCGAUCAGUAUAGACUGGGCAUCGCUCCAAGACUUCCUCUUGCCAGAGUUUGCCGCAGUGUUGUAAAGAAAUCACUGAGAAUAAAGGAAGAAAUGAAA
Rhipicephalus sanguineus (brown dog tick) is the source of this 1272-nucleotide messenger RNA. Its product is annotated as serine/arginine-rich splicing factor 11. The record is from RefSeq and is a predicted model, not a curated record. Bases 29 to 1240 code for a protein of 403 amino acids. NCBI's taxonomy places the organism in Eukaryota, Metazoa, Arthropoda, Arachnida, Ixodida, Ixodidae. The transcript is spliced from 3 exons.